Messenger RNA from Panicum virgatum (switchgrass), 1344 nucleotides. Its product is annotated as ATP synthase subunit beta, mitochondrial-like. Bases 1 to 1122 code for a protein of 373 amino acids. Gene Ontology annotation, biological process: proton motive force-driven mitochondrial ATP synthesis. The record is from RefSeq and is a predicted model, not a curated record. Gene Ontology annotation, molecular function: proton-transporting ATP synthase activity, rotational mechanism; ATP binding. NCBI's taxonomy places the organism in Eukaryota, Viridiplantae, Streptophyta, Magnoliopsida, Poales, Poaceae. The transcript has 7 exons.
AUGCCACCCAAGCAAGGCCAGCAAUCGAGCCAGCAAAGUCAGAAGCAGAGUGUGGCCCACUUCAAGCCGGGGCAAGUGCACUACACCACCCUCGAGGGUAUUCCUGAGGGCACUCCGGUGAUGUCAGAAGCUGGGGAGAGAACCUUCUUUGGGCCCGACAUGGUUAAUGAAGCAGAAGAACAGAGUUUUAAUUUGGCGGUUCUGUCGUAUGCAUUUUCUGUGUUUGCUGGUGUCGGUGAAAGGACCCGUGAAGGCAAUGACUUGUACAGGGAAAUGAUUGAGAAUGGUGUUAUUAAGCUCGGAGAUAAGCAGAGCGAAAGCAAGUGUGCUCUUGUGUACGGACAAAUGAACGAACCUCCUGGUGCUCGUGCCCGCGUUGGGCUCACUGGUUUGACAGUUGCUGAGCAUUUCCGAGACGCCGAAGGGCAGGAUGUGCUCUUGUUCAUUGAUAACAUCUUCCGUUUCACUCAGGCUAAUUCUGAGGUGUCUGCUUUGCUUGGUCGUAUCCCAUCUGCUGUGGGUUAUCAACCUACUCUCGCUACUGAUCUUGGAGGUCUUCAAGAGCGUAUCACUACCACCAAGAAGGGGUCUAUUACAUCUGUACAGGCUAUUUAUGUGCCUGCUGAUGAUCUGACUGAUCCUGCUCCUGCAACUAAAUUUGCCCAUCUUGAUGCCACAACAGUGCUGUCCCGUCAGAUUUCUGAACUUGGAAUCUACCCUGCUGUGGAUCCCCUUGACUCUACAUCUAGAAUGCUUUCACCCCAUGUUUUGGGAGAAGACCACUACAACACUGCUCGUGGCGUUCAGAAGGUUCUGCAGAACUACAAGAACUUGCAGGAUAUUAUUGCCAUUUUGGGUAUGGAUGAGCUCAGUGAAGACGACAAGCUCACUGUCGCACGUGCCCGCAAGAUUCAGCGGUUUCUGAGCCAGCCUUUCCAUGUUGCUGAAGUUUUCACGGGUGCACCUGGCAAGUACGUGGAGCUGAAGGAAAGUGUCAAAAGCUUCCAGGGAGUUUUGGAUGGCAAGUACGACGACCUACCUGAGCAAUCUUUCUACAUGGUUGGAGGAAUUGAGGAAGUUAUCGCCAAGGCUGAGAAGAUCGCCAAGGAGUCCGCAUCCUAGGAGCGAUGGUAUUCUUGUAAGAAGAGAAACUAGCUGUGCGAAUGAAUAAUUAAAGGUGGAGACAAAUAUCAUCGUCUUGAGCUCGCAUUUUUGCAUUUCUUUAAAAGAAGUAGAUUAUGACGAAAUCCUUACGGUAAAGAAACUGUACUGAAUGAUUGUCCCCAAACGAUUCGAUUCUUUUUUUUCCCCAGCUGUUUACGCUGGUUCAUUUGCUCUUUUUCA